AUGGUAUCCCUGGAUGUCACAGAAACAUCGAAAUCCCUCGCAGUGGCUGGAGGAUAUGUCACUUUCUUUGGAGUUUUCAGUUACUUCGUUAAAGAGAAGCUAUUUGUCUCGGAAGCGUUGAUCGCGUUGAUAGUAGGAAUCAUAACUGGGCCGGUGGCUCUAAAUUGGUUUAAUCCGUUUGAAUGGUCAGAAGAUCAGUCUUAUCUAACACAUCAAAUCACACGAGUCAUCAUCGCCAUUCAAGUUCUGUUUACAGGAAUAGAUUUACCUGCCAAGUAUUUAAAGAAAGAAUGGAUGUCACUCGCUACUUUGUUAGGACCAAUCAUGACUACGGCAUGGUUUGUCACCAGUCUACUCGUAUGGGGUCUCAUUCCUGGUUUGACUUUCUUGGAAAGUUUGGUCAUCGGAGCUUGUGUUACUCCCACUGAUCCAGUGCUGGCAAAUGCAAUCUGUAAAGGUCGUUUUGCAGAGAAACACGUUCCGUUACACGUACGAAACAUAAUCGUAGCAGAAGCAGGUGCGAACGAUGGUCUGGGGUUUCCUUUUCUCUUCUUAGCGAUUUACUUGAUCCUCAUCCAUGAACCAACUCAUCCUCAACAUAACAUCGGAGGAGCUAUAGGAGAAUGGUUUUACAACAUAAUAUUCUAUCAAGUUACGUUAGCUAGUAUUAUCGGAGCUGGAAUGGGUUUCCUCGCGAGAAAGUUACUCCGUUUUGCCAAACACAGACAACUCAUCGAUCACGAGUCUUUCUUAUCUUUCGGUAUCGCUUUGACAUUCUUUACCCUUGGUUGGGUCGGAAUGAUCGGAUCAGACGAUAUUUUCUGUUGUUUCAUCGUCGGAAACUCCUUCACAUGGGAUGAUUGGUUCCGGCUGGAAACUGAAGAACAUGGUUUCCAGGAUGUCAUCGAUCAGCUACUAAACAGUGCAAUUUUCUUAUACGUUGGAGCGAUCAUACCUUGGUCGGACUUCACUAAGUACGGGCUCGCCCCGUGGAGAAUGGUGGUCUUGGGUCUACUGGUAAUGUUGUUAAGACGAUUACCUUGGGUUUGGGCACUAUCGAGGUGGAUCCCCUCAUUGAAAACGACGAGAGAAAGUCUGUUCGCAGGUUGGUUUGGACCUAUUGGUGUAGGAGCUGUUUUCUAUGUUCAAGUCGCCCUUGAUGCUUUACCCGAGGAUGGUACUCGGGAACAUCUUCGCGAAGUCCUCUUGCCGACAGUCUAUUUCCUAGUCUUCACCAGUAUAGUAGUGCAUGGAGUAACUGUACCUCUGGGUAAAAGUGCUCAAAUGGCUAGAAGUAGGACACUACAAUUCACCAACAGUCAAAGUCGAACUUCAACCAAUACUGGAUUCGUGAGCAGUAACGAUAGAAUAUCAAGACUUCCUCCACCUGUUAUGAUUCCCAGAACCGAUUCCCCAGUAAGUAUGAGGGAUCGAGAUUCCACCAUGAACGGGAAUCAAACCACCAUCAAAUUCGAUGAUCAAGUCUCAGCUGGUAUGAGUAACAAUAACGGUUCCAAAUCCGCAAAUCACUCAAGAUCAAACUCAAGAAGAGUUUCUUUAGACAAGCAGAAUAAUGACACGAACACAAAUUCUCCUUCUACUUCUUCGACUGCUGCUGCCGCUUCAAAUAAUGAACACAGGAGGAACAAUGAUCCGAAUGCAGAUCAAGGAGAAGAUUAUGGUAGAGAGACUGCCGCAGAUAGGAUGAAAGGAAGAAUUUGGAGAGAAGGUAGCCAUUUAGUAAAAGAGAGUGAGGAUGGCGAGAAGGUCACAAUUCUGCGAUAA
Molecule: messenger RNA, 1785 nt
Organism: Kwoniella shivajii
Lineage: Eukaryota; Fungi; Basidiomycota; Tremellomycetes; Tremellales; Cryptococcaceae
Exons: 8
Coding region: 1-1785 (594 amino acids)
Biological process (GO): regulation of membrane potential; proton export across plasma membrane; sodium ion export across plasma membrane
Cellular component (GO): plasma membrane
Molecular function (GO): sodium:proton antiporter activity
Source: RefSeq, a predicted model, not a curated record